Numida meleagris (helmeted guineafowl) is the source of this 2487-nucleotide messenger RNA. It is a transcript of the gene ZDHHC3, whose product is annotated as zinc finger DHHC-type containing 3. The coding region runs from base 86 to 985 and encodes 299 amino acids. NCBI's taxonomy places the organism in Eukaryota, Metazoa, Chordata, Aves, Galliformes, Numididae. Gene Ontology annotation, molecular function: protein-cysteine S-palmitoyltransferase activity. The record is from RefSeq and is a predicted model, not a curated record. Gene Ontology annotation, cellular component: Golgi apparatus; endoplasmic reticulum. The transcript has 7 exons. Gene Ontology annotation, biological process: peptidyl-L-cysteine S-palmitoylation; protein targeting to membrane.
CGGAUGGGAAGCGGUGGCGGCGGGCGCGCGCGGCGUGAGGGCGGCGGGCGGCGGCCUGCGGAUGCAAGUAUGGACAUAAUAGCCUAUGAUGAUUUCUUCAGUCCACCGCUUCAGAGAUAUUGAAAGGACACCUGAAUACCUCCAGCCAGAGAAGUGUGUUCCACCUCCCAGCCGCGCUUCCUUGGGAACAAUGUGGUUUAUUCGAGAUGGCUGUGGUAUCGCGUGUGCUGUUGUCACCUGGAUGCUGGUGUUCUACGCUGACUUUGUAGUCCUUCUUGUCAUGCUAGUUCCCUCAAGAGAUUACGUUUAUAGCGUCAUCAAUGGCACGGUGUUCAACACCUUGGCGUUCCUCGCUUUGGCUUCACAUUUUCGUGCUAUGCUGACAGAUCCAGGUGCUGUGCCCAAAGGUAACGCAACAAAAGAGUUCAUUGAGAGUUUACAGCUAAAGCCAGGACAGGUGGUUUACAAGUGCCCAAAAUGUUGUAGCAUCAAACCUGACAGAGCACAUCACUGCAGCGUUUGCAAGAGGUGUAUCCGAAAAAUGGACCAUCACUGCCCAUGGGUCAAUAACUGUGUAGGAGAGAAUAACCAGAAGUACUUUGUACUGUUUACAAUGUAUAUAGCACUGAUUUCCCUGCAUGCUCUAAUUAUGGUGGGAUUUCACUUCUUGUAUUGCUUUGAAGAAGACUGGACAAAAUGCAGCUCCUUCUCUCCACCAACCACAGUGAUCCUUCUCAUCCUCUUGUGUUUUGAGGCUCUCCUCUUUCUCAUCUUCACCUCAGUUAUGUUUGGGACCCAAGUACACUCCAUCUGCACUGACGAAACGGGAAUAGAACAAUUGAAAAAGGAAGAGAGAAGAUGGGCUAAAAAAACAAAAUGGAUGAACAUGAAAGCAGUAUUUGGCCAUCCGUUCUCUAUAGCAUGGCUUAGCCCAUUCGCAACACCAGACCAAGGAAAAGCAGACCCAUACCAGUAUGUGGUCUGAGGAAUUCUUGACCAGCAUUUCCACUAAGAUAGAAACAUAUUGCAGCACUACUGUUUAAAUUUUCCAUGAAUGUUUAAAACGAAAAGCAAGACAAACUUUUUUUUUUAUGUCUAAUGAAUGGCUGAUAAUUGCAGAGAAAAAAAAAGCCCUGUAUUCCACAAUUUCAGAUAAUUCUAUAUCUCUGGCUGAAACUGCUGCUGUUGCUUUUUCUUUCUUUCUUCUUCUUUUUUUUUUUAAUCUUGUUAACUUUACUGGCCUUUGUUUCUCUCUGCUUUCUGUAUGGCAUAACUAACCGUGAAGGGAAUUUUCCUUCUCCGUUGUGACCCACCUCUUCUGAGUAGAUUUUCGUGCUGUCUCCUGACUGUGAUGAGCUCUGUGGAAGACAUGUGAGUGCCAAGUCCUACACAGACACCUUUGGGCUUCCUGAAGGAGCGCGUCGCUCUUUCAGAAGUGAACUUGAACUGGGAAGUAGACGCUUCACUUUAUCAAAAGGCGCAAGACGAGAACGUGACACAGCAAGAGAGCCAGUUGACCUGGUGGUUGCACGCAGUUCAAGUGUUUAAAGCAAACAUUGCCAAGACCGCUUCCCCCUCGUUUUUCCUUCCAGCUACAGAAUUGAUUCCAUCUUUCUGGCAUUACUUUGUCUGUUCCCUCCCUCGUGCGUGGGAAAUCAUUGCCAUCUUAGGGUGACUGUGGCAGAUUUAGAGGACUUUGCGGAUUUUUUUAAAUGCCUUACGUCUGCAGAAAAGAAAGAAAAAGAAUCCGAUUUUCAAAUGCUUAGUAUAGCAGCAGCAGCAUGUUGGUGUGUGUUUGUCUUGGUAAAUGAGUUGUUGGAGCAAUGCCUGUUAAAUAGUGUUUAAAAACUGACGUGGAACGCCUAGAGGCAGAUGGAUGACUGUAAAGACUAACCUUGGUGGGAUGUGUCGGUAUGCCAGAGAGAUCGAUUCUGCAUUCUUAGCAUCACCCUGGUGUAGAGCUGUGUAAAUCUUUUAUCAUGUAUAUGCACACCUGUGCAUGUGUGCAAAUGCACAUGAUGCGUGUGUGUGUUAAAACCGGGAAAUGCUGAUGGUAAGGAGCAUGCGUACUGUUAUGGACUGUGUGGUGAUGAAAGGGGGGGGGGCAGAAGGCAUUCCAGAAACAGGUAAGGCCAAGCCAUUCAGAACCAUGACUGAUCCCUUGUGUUCAGGCAGGAAUUUUGCUAUAUUUUUGGAUCAUUACUGCAGUAGACCUAGCAGGAAAACUGCGAACAAAGGAAACAAAUCCAAAUCAGCUGUGUCCAGGAAUUCCAAGGAAUCUUUUCUUUCCUUGGUUUAAACAAAAGCCGUAUUUUUUGGAAGAUGACGUGUUUAGACUGCUUCAAAGCCAUGGGGGGAUGGAGGGAAAUCAGGGAAGGAGAAGUUCAGUGGAUGUCUCAUUUCGGAAGUAAUGUGAAUGCUGCAUCUUUUCAAUCUGUCAAUGCUUCCAUAUGGAAAACAAAUGCAAUAAAACUUUUCCAAAAAAAA